This is a messenger RNA of Asterias rubens (European starfish), 4608 nucleotides long. Its product is annotated as protein app1-like. Bases 110 to 3709 code for a protein of 1199 amino acids. Gene Ontology annotation, biological process: protein transport to vacuole involved in ubiquitin-dependent protein catabolic process via the multivesicular body sorting pathway. The record is from RefSeq and is a predicted model, not a curated record. Gene Ontology annotation, molecular function: protein binding. Lineage: Eukaryota; Metazoa; Echinodermata; Asteroidea; Forcipulatida; Asteriidae. The transcript is spliced from 17 exons. Gene Ontology annotation, cellular component: ESCRT-0 complex.
GUAUUUGACCGAUGCGGAAGCGUUUUCGCUCUGCGAUUCAACAACGAUCACGACAAAAUCCUGUACAAAAAACAAUCUAAACUUGCUUCAAAACCUUGCCUUGUCAGCGAUGAGUGAGCAACCAACUGGAAAUCCUGUCCAAGUUAAGAGGCCAACAAUCAUACGUGCUGGAUCAAAAUCUGGAUCUACUAACACUGAUGAGGAAAUUUCUAACCAGAGCUCUAACUCAGCACCUGAGGGAGAUCCAAUUUUGCAGCCUGCUGAUAACAGUGAUGUUGUGAUUCGACGCCAGCCUCCAGCAAGACCAUCCGCCGGCCCGGGAAGACCUCCAGUCCAAGUCAAACCUCGACCAGCAAGUGUUCACUUGAAACCUGAGGUCAAGAGAAGCACCAGACCAGCCAGCGUACAUCUCCCGCUGUCCCAGGCGCCUAGCAUCAAGGAUAAACCAUCCACUGGAAGCACAACCCAGAAAAAACGACCUGAAAUAACCAUCAUCUCUGCCAGACCACUCAGUGAGGUCGGUGGGUUCUCUAAAGACACAUCUUGCUCAGUCCCUUCACCCGCCCUGAAAACCCCAGCAGCUCCCAAAGAGCCACCUGCUGUAGACAGUACCUCAAAUCAUCCUGUUGCGGCUCCAAGACGUGCUGCAAACUUGGAUGUAGAAGCUUUGGGAUCUAACCCACUGUCGGUAGAAAACAGAUCAGAGCCACCUGGUGUUACUGGUGCAACCAACAUGUCUGGUCCACCCCCACCACUCCCAUCAAACAGGCCGAAAGGCCCCUAUGUCCCCCCUCCCCUGCCAAGCUCAAGGCCCAAAGCAGCGUACGUUCAUCCUGGGUCGGUGUCCUCUAGUUCAAUUACAGAAGGGGGCUCCAAUAAUCCUGAUCCCAGUCAGCCGAGGUCUGAAACAUUGGCUAAGCCAAGGCUUCAGAGAGUCAAAUCAGGCCCUGAGGAAGUACCCCAUGGUAGUAGCCAGGCAGUUCCGAGCCGACCUCCACAACCUGUGAAUCAUACCUCGGUUCAGUCAUCAAAGCCUGUUGUACCCAACAGUGAAAAGCCUGUGAAAGUGCUUCCCCCUGUACCAGUUGCUCCUAAACUUGAGCCUGUAAACAAACCCCAUGAGGUAUCAGCAGUGCCUAGCCAGCCAGGAGUGAGUCAGUUCAAAUCGCAUGUGCCCAAUCUAUCUGUUCGUCCAAAACCCGCGGAGAAACCAGCUGUGCCCCAACAACCUGUGGUGGCUCUGAAGCCUGCAGAAAAACCUUCACUACCUCAUCCCAUUGCACCUCCCAAACCGUCACAGCGAUCUGUGAACAAUUCAGAGGCUUCUACUGACAACCAACCUACUGCAGAUUCACAUAAACACUCUGAGAGUCAACCCCCAAGACCAACCAUGCCUCUCAAACCCCCCUCCGCUGGAAACAAGUAUUCCAGAUCGGACAUACUGUCCUUGUUCGACAACACUUUUCAAAAGAAUUCCAAACCAGAGAACAAAACUACUAGUGGUGCUGCUGCAAAAAAUGCAAACACUGAGAGUGCCCUCAAGUUUGGCGGUCUGGCUGCAAAUGCAGCUGCCUCUGAUGGAACUAGAUCAAAGAAUGAGGUGCAGGCAUUUCAGUAUGCUGGUGCAGUUGCGCAGAACACAACAGCCGAGGACGUGAAUAACAUUGGCGGAGCUAUGGAAGAGUUGAGGAAAUCUGAAGAUGGUCACAAGGCUGUGAGCUCCUUCUCACGCAUCGCCAAGAGCACAGCAUCUGAUGUUAGAUCAUCCGACUCGUCAUCUGGUGACCUCAAAUGGCAGGUAGCCAGCUCAGCUGCAAAGAACGUCACCGCUGACGAUGCUAAGAACGUAGGCAAGGCUGGUAUGGCCAUGGCAAAAUCGGAGCAAGGGCGCAAAGCAGCCUCGUCGAUCUUCAGUAUCGCCAAAUCAAGUAUGAACCAAGUGAACGAAUCGCAAAAAAAUUCUGCUGCGCAAAACCCUUCCGCAAGGGCACGACCCAAAAACCAGGGGCAGCAAGGCGGGUCUGGAUUCAGCAUGAACAGCCUGAUGGGUCUUAUGCCACCUCCUAAGACACCUGUGCAACCAACGCCAAAGCCAGCCACAGCAGGCGGGCAUAGACCAGCACCAGUGCCAAAGUUUAAGAUCUCAACUGAGCUAGUAAAGGCAGAAGGUGGGCCUCGCUCCAAACCAACUAUCAUCAGACCAGGAGCUGACAAGCCAGUGUCCAAACCCAACAGUCGGACCAGUUCACCUGAUGUCAAACGCAAGGUGCCACCACCCAGGCCCUCCGCUGGACCAGGGAAGACUAAAGGCGCUGCCCCGACCAGACCCAACGCCCCAAGUAACCAGUUGAAGUCCUCCUCCUCCAGCCAGAAACCCAAGAGGAAGGCCCCUGUCAAGCCACAAGGCAAGAAACCCUCCCCGUCUGACACACUUCCACCAAGACCAGGACCUGGCCAUCCACUCUAUAACAAAUACAUGGUUUCAGAACCUCAUGGGAUUGCCUUGUACGAUUACAAACCAAUCCAACCGGAUGAACUAGGAUUUAAGACAAACGAUAUGAUCCUCCUAUUGAAGCGUAUUGAUGCUGAUUGGCUGAAGGGUCGCUGCGGCAGUUCGGAAGGUCUGAUCCCAGCAGCCUUCCUGAAAAUCAUCAAAGACAUUCCACAGACGGGGAGUAAAUCUAAAUCUAAUGAGCCGAAUGCAGUAGCCGUUUUCAGCUUUGAGGGCGCAGCGUCUGAUGAGCUACGAUUUAAUGAAGGAGAUAACAUCAUACUGCUAGACAGAGUUGGGGACCAGUGGUUGAAAGGACAGUGCAAAGGAUCUACGGGCAUCUUCCCUGCUAACCACGUCAAAGUCAUUGUGGAUCUUCCGGCAAAGUCAACGAAAAGUGAUGUUGUCAGUAGUGGACCCAGAUGCAUAGCAAAGUACGAUUACGACAGCGUUAAUCCGAGCGAUCUCGCAUUCAAAGAGGGCUCUGUGAUCAAGCUACUAGAUAAUGCGGGCCCUCAAUGGCUGAAGGGACAACACAAAGGCAAGACUGGGAUCUUCCCAGAUUCAUAUGUUGACAUCAUUGAAGCUCUACCCUCUACCAAGAAAUCAACCAGCGUCAUGAACGGCAACUCAGGGAACGUAGCUACCGCUCUGUAUGACUUUGAAGCCGCCGAAAGCAACGAGAUAAGUUUAAAGGAAGGCGAUCGGAUCACCCUUCUUGGGCAAGUCAACGCUGAGUGGCUUCAUGGGGAGGUCAGAGGAUACAAGGGGAACUUCCCUUCAGGAUUUGUGGAUCACAUCCCGGCCAAUCUACCUGCAUUCACUGAUAGUCCAUCAGAGAUUGGCGAAUGCAUUGCAAAGUUUGACUUUGAGCCUGCUGCAGAGGGUGAGCUAGCCCUAAAGGUUGGUGAUCGUAUCACCCUUCUAGAGUACAUCGGCGAUGAUUGGCUGAGAGGGCGCUUGGGUCUUAGGGAUGGUAUCUUCCCCAAGUCAUUCGUGGACAUUGUGGGGAAGCAGAUGGGUAAUGCAUCUGGCACAGCAUUGAGCAAUCCUACAUGCAAGGCCUUGUAUGACUUCUAUGCUGAAGAGGCGGAUGAGCUCACUAUUGUGAAUGGCGAUGUGAUUGAGAUCUUGGAGCAUGUGAGUGCUGAUUGGCUGAAGGGACGACUGAAAGGAAAGACGGGCAAGUUCCCCAAAGCAUUCGUCGAUAUCAGAUGAUGUCAUCAUCUGAAUCGUCAUGGUUAUGUACAUUUUUUAAUAUGCAAAAUAGCAAUUUAUUUAUCAUAUAUUUUUACCCCAUUCCUGCUGAGUAUUUUGUGAUGAAUAAUUAUCGUGCAUGUUUCUGAAGAAUAACCAGUAAUACUUAAAAAUACUAAUUUACCAAGCAAGGUGUUAAUUGUUUAUUUAUUUACUUUUUAUGCACUGCGCGCAAACACUGUACUUACUUUAUGAGUUUAAGUUUGGCACCUGUUACAUUUUGACCCAAUUUCUACUGCUUUAAGAAUUGCUGCUUAGCAAAAGUUAGCAGGAAACCAGUCACUAAAAUGAUCAUAUGACAUUGGCAUCUUGGCUGGUAACCUGUUUCUGAUUAGUAAAUUUGUGCGCUUACGAAAUUUGGCCCAGAUGAAGCUGCAAUUAUCUUUGUCUACAACCCUGACUCUGUCAAUAAAGCUCCUCAUUGCACCAAAGCAGGAGCCAGGCUAUUUUAUUUUGCAGCCUUGGUCAGGUGAUACAUGUAUUUUUUUUUAACUGCGGUUUUGGUUCGGGCUUUGGGCUCAGGCUCUGUCUGCCUUGUUAAAGCCCUGAAGGGAAAAUGCAUGUUUUCUACAAAACUGACGAAGGCUGAGCCAAAGCACGAGCAAUGGUUUCGAAAAAGCGCUGUUGAUUUGAACUUGAAGCUGACAUAAAAUGCUGCAGGCACUGAAUUGCUGAAACGAACUUACACUGAUCCCAAGCACUGCCUUUUGGUAAAAACUGCAUGGCAUGGGCUUUGAUAAGGAUACUCAACAUUUAAUGUAAAACAAUUUAUUACAAUUAAGUAUUACUUUAAAUAUAAUAUUAAUAAUAAUAAUAAUAAUUGUGAAAAGGCAUUUGUAAAGCGCCUAAUGCGAAAAGCC